Messenger RNA from Nicotiana attenuata, 1108 nucleotides. Its product is annotated as protein DMR6-LIKE OXYGENASE 1-like. NCBI's taxonomy places the organism in Eukaryota, Viridiplantae, Streptophyta, Magnoliopsida, Solanales, Solanaceae. Bases 17 to 1084 code for a protein of 355 amino acids. The transcript is spliced from 3 exons. The record is from RefSeq and is a predicted model, not a curated record.
GGAAAAAGAGCACCAUAUGGUUGGAAAAAUGAGAGAUAGCUCAGCUUCACCAAAUGGUUCAUUUACUAGUGCCAUGACACUAAAUGAAGAGGGGCUAACCUAUGUUCCCAACCGUUACAUUCUUCCCCCAUCCUUACGCCCCGAGCGAACCCUGUGUGACACAUGCUUGCCCGUUGUGGAUCUAUCCUUUCUGCGACACCCUCUUCUUCGGCCUCAGAUAAUCCAGGAAGUACACCUGGCUUGCAAGGAACUAGGUUUCUUCCAGGUAGUUAACCAUGGAAUCCCACUGUCAGUCAUGAAAGAUGCCAUAGAUGCUGCGAGCGAAUUCUUCGAUUUACCAACUGAAGAGAAAAAGCAUCUCUUGUCUUCAAAUGUUCAUGAACCCAUAAGAUAUGGUACUAGUCUAAAUCAUGUCAAAGACAAAGUUCACUUUUGGAGAGACUUCCUCAAGCACUACGCUAAUCCAAUCUCAACUUGGAUUGAUUUGUGGCCAUCAAACCCCACAUGUUACAAGGAGAAAAUGGGGAAUUACACGAAGGCAGCACAAAAGUUGCAAGAAGAACUCAUGGAAGUGGUAUUUGAGAGCUUAGGACUAAACCCUAGUUACUUACAUGAAGACAUUGCAGAAGGCUCUCAGGUCAUGGCCGUUAAUUGCUAUCCAGCAUGUCCUGAGCCAGAUCUUACACUAGGAUUGCCACCACACACAGAUUAUGGUAUGCUAUCCAUCAUUCUACAAAAUUAUCAGGGCUUGCAAAUCAUGGACCGAGAUGAAAAGUGGCAUGCAGUUCCAGUCAUCGAAGGAGCUCUCGUUGUUCAGCUGGGAGAUCACAUGGAAGUAUUGAGCAAUGGCAGAUACAAAAGCGUUCUCCACCGAGCAGCAGUUAACUCAGAAAAAAAGCGCAUUUCAAUUGCCAGCCUCCAUAGUCUAGCUUUAGGUAAAACAGUUAGACCUGCACCAGACCUUGUCAACGAACAACAUAUCUUGUCUUACAAAGAAGGAAGCUUUAGUGAUUUCCUUGACUUCAUUUCUCAAGAAAAUAUCAUCGAAGGAAAGUACAUAGACAAACUAAAAAUAAACUCAUGAUGAUUAUGGUCCCUGAGAGAGCAU